Lemur catta (Ring-tailed lemur) is the source of this 1443-nucleotide messenger RNA. RefSeq names its product hydroxysteroid 17-beta dehydrogenase 6 (gene HSD17B6). The record is from RefSeq and is a predicted model, not a curated record. Gene Ontology annotation, molecular function: oxidoreductase activity. The transcript has 5 exons. NCBI's taxonomy places the organism in Eukaryota, Metazoa, Chordata, Mammalia, Primates, Lemuridae. The coding region runs from base 10 to 1068 and encodes 352 amino acids.
UCAAAGUCUAUGCUCCGGACUCUGCACUUUCCACAAAAUCAGGGUUGGAACAGGGGAGCUCGCGCAGACGGCUUCUUGGAAAGGAAGACAAGGAGAAAAGGACGUACCCUCAACAUGUGGCUGUACCUGGCUGUCCUCGUGGGUCUGUACUACCUUGUGCGCUGGUACCGGGAGAGGCAGGUGGUGAGCCACCUCCGAGACAAGUACAUCUUCAUCACGGGCUGUGACUCGGGCUUUGGGAACCUGCUGGCCAGACAGCUGGACAUGCGCGGCUUGAGGGUGCUGGCUGCGUGUCUGACGGAGAAGGGGGCCGAGGAGCUGAGUGCCCAGACGUCAGACAGGCUGGAGACGGUGAUUCUGGAUGUCACCAAGACCGAGAGCAUCACUGCAGCCACCCAGUGGGUGAAGGAACAUGUGGGAGACAGAGGACUUUGGGGCCUGGUCAACAAUGCAGGCAUUAUUGCCCCAGUUACAUACUGCGAGUGGCAGAAAAUUGAGGACUCUGUGAAUACCCUCAAAGUGAACCUCAUUGGGGUGAUCCAGGUGACCUUGAGCAUGCUCCCCUUGGUGAGGAGAGCUCGGGGGAGGAUUGUCAAUGUCUCCAGCUUUCUGGGAAGACUUGCCUCCACUGCUGGAAUCUACUGUUGCUCCAAGUAUGGGGUAGAAGCCUUUUCGGAUAUUCUGAGGCGUGAACUUCGACAUUUUGGUGUGAAAAUCAGCAUAAUUGAACCUGGUUACUUCAAAACGGGAAUGACAGAGGUGAAGAAGUCCUUAGGGAAAGUGAAGCAAGCCUGGGAAGAAGCCCCUGUGCAUAUUAAGGAGUCCUAUGGACAGCAGUUUUUUGAUGCCUUUUACAAUGGCGUCAAACAAGGGCUGUUGGGAUGUAGCACAAACCUGAACCACGUUACUGACUGCAUGGAACAUGCUCUGACAUCUGUGCAUCCUCGUACUCGAUAUUCAGCUGGAUGGGAUGCUCAAUUUUACUUCAUCCCUCUAUCUUAUUUACCUACAUCACUGGCAGACUACAUAUUAACUCGAUCUUGGCCCAAACCAGCCCAGGUAGCAUAAAAAAACUGGUUUGGUGGCUCUUGGAAUGAAGAUAAAAGUCUGGCAUUAGUGUCUCAGGCAUCCUUAUUUAGAACCCAAAAUUUCUGUCACAAUAAGCUUUCUUGCCUAAACUCAUUUAUCUGACAUUACUUCUGAGAACCCUUUCCCGACUGCACUUCUCUUCCUUAGUCUGACGAGUUGCUUCCCUGGUCUCAGCACGUCAGGAUGUCUGUCUACCCUAGUACUUAUCGCACUGUCAUCAAAGUGUUGGGUAACUUAGCUAUCUUUUCCACUGGAUUGUAAAAUUUUGACGACUUCAGAUUCCCCUGGGGCCCUCCAGUAUUUGGCACAUGAAGAUUUGUUGAGUAAAUGAAUAAAAACACUACCUCUGGUUCA